CGCGAAUAUAAUAUUUUCUCCGAUCGAGCUGACGUCUUCGUCAACGAGCAAAAACCGAGUAGACCAUAAUCGUCGAGCACUCUGCCUGAGAACCAUUUCCCCUCACCCCUAAACAGGAAUUACCCCGAAAUGUACGCUGACAGCUGCAUCAUAGGUGCGCCCUUCAUCAUGCCUUUCCCCCCUAAGGCCCGAGGAAUGCGGACAGGGCUUUUCCACACGACGCGCGUGCUGAGCCGAACGACGGCUGCGGAUCCUGCCCAUCUGGGGUGCAGCAUCAGCCGUCCAGUCCGUCCCGCGACACGAAAACGCGUCAUGUCGGUCUCAUGGAGGAUCCCAUGCAUCAAAGUCGAAACGGGUCCAGGAACUCAUCGCGGUCAUACUUGGCCCUUCCCUCUGGUGAGUUAUCAGGAGACGGAGCACGUUCACGUUGUAUGAACGUGACAUUGUCCACCGAGGUUCGAUCGCAAAGUCAGUUCGGCCUUCAUACGGACGUGAAAGGCGAGGUGAACAACUCAAGGUUUCGUUCAUGACGGGCAAUGUCGUAUUGACCUCACGAUUUUCCAUGCGAACUUGCCCACACCCGCGUGUCGACCAUCGCGGUGUCGAACGUGACCCGAACGUUCGUUCCCUCGAGAGUUCACAGCGUUCUCUGGGCGAGUCCGAGUCCGAGAUCGUGCAUCGCAAGGAAGGGCCCCCUGUCUAGUGGCGUACGUGGGGAUGGCGCUAGUCCAAGCCAGCC
Punctularia strigosozonata HHB-11173 SS5 is the source of this 739-nucleotide messenger RNA. RefSeq lists its product as uncharacterized. The coding region runs from base 130 to 435 and encodes 101 amino acids. The transcript is spliced from 3 exons. The record is from RefSeq and is a predicted model, not a curated record. NCBI's taxonomy places the organism in Eukaryota, Fungi, Basidiomycota, Agaricomycetes, Corticiales, Punctulariaceae.